AUGGAUGAGCUAGACUUUGUUGACCUCGAGGCCGUGGAUGAGCUCGAUGCCGAAGAGGAAGAGAAUGGCGUCGUGCUCGAGUCCGGCGAGUCGACGCCCCAUGGCAAGGACGUUGCGCACACCUAUCCCAACAGUCUUCCCUAUGCAUGCGAGACGCAAGAAGAGUUUGACCGGCGUCUUGCAGCGACCAUCGGAAAACUGCUCGACUGCAUUGAACUGCACGACUUUGACGUGGGCCUUGUUCGCUGGAACCAGUACCUCCAAUGCCUCUUGUCCCUGAAAUACCCCGUAAAACGCGAAUGGCGCGCCAAGCUCGCGCGCAUGUACUACGAGCUGACCGUCAUGUCGUCGCUUGAUCCUCGUGUGACAGAGGUGGCGGGUAGCAUGGCGAUACGUCUCUUGCGCCCCAAACGCGAGAUUGAUAUUGCCGACCUCGAGCUGCCGUGGCGGCCAUUGUACGACGCACUCGCCGGCCAAAUCUUUCACAAGGGUCGUAAAGUGACCAACACCGGCGUGAGCAAUGUACUGCUAGACCUGGCCGAGUAUGCCCAGCGCUUUUUCCCUGCGCGUGAAGCGCAUGCGAUGCUCCAAACGGUCCUCCCCCAGAUGGACGGCGGCGACCUGAACUCGGUGAUUGCGACGCAGGCACUCCUUGUGCACUUUUUGCCUCUUGCUGAGCCACAGAGCUGGCUGCCGGCCAUGUUUCGCCUGUGGGAGACAUUCAAGUCGUCGCUCUUUGACGACCAAAUGCUGGAUCACCUCGCCCGCCUUGCCGAGCACCACUUGACCGAGCCUGGUGAGCUUGCGCCCGGAGACAAGCCGCGGCUCUGGCAAGAGACGGGUAUCUUUACCGAUGCGCAGUUUGCACUGAUCAUGUCGAAGUGCCUGCGAUCCGCCGGCCUGCCGGUCGGUGCGAACAAGGCUGCUAAUGCGACGCUCAUGGCACAGUCGUCCACCGUCCGUACCGGUGCUGACGCACUCGCAACGAGCCAGACGCUGCGCAUGAAAAAGCCGAGCGACCGUCUGCACUCGUUUGCCGUCCUGCUGGUCUACAGUAUGGCGCCCGAUGCGCCUGCACUUGGGCAAGCCGAUGCCCCGCAUUCAAGUGCCACGGCGCCGCUGCAAGUCGCGCCGCAGCAGACCUACCUCGCCGGAUGCAAGGCGCUCGACCAACUCGCCAAGUUUGUGCAGGCGACCGAGAGUUACUUCCACCCCUCCAACUGGGGCGUAUGGCAGGUGCAGCUGUCCAACUUCGUGCAGCAUCUGACUUGGGAAUUCGCACAGCGCUGCAAGGAAGAAGAGCGGAGUGACUGCAAGACCCCCCCCGCCUUCCGCCUCACGCCCGAGAUCAAGCGCGAGUUUGUGCGCACGCUACGGACCGUGUGCUUGCUGAGCAUGUUUUCCAAGGACCCGCUGACAAUCCUGGCUGCGCAGACGAGCCUUAAGCGCAUGUCGUACCUGCAGCCCGAGCUGAUCAUUCCCGCCGUGCUUCAGCGAUCGUUCAACUCGCUCGAGGCGCUUGAGACGACGCACCGCACUGCAUCGGUCAUCUCGGCGCUAGCUGCGCUUUCUCAGCCGAUGGUCUCGCGCCAGAUCUACCCUGCUGGGGCCAAGAACCUUGCGCCGCUCUUGCAUCUGUGCUUGCCUGGCAUUGACAUGAACGAUCCCAUGAAGACGAUCAGCACAUGCAUGUUUGUCCUCUCGGCGACGCUGACCAUCCGAGUCGACGACCUGAGUGGCGAAAUGGGCGACGAGGCCAUCGAUGCGAAUGAGCCGUGCGCCGUGGACGACGAGACCACUACGACACGGGGCGAAGAAGACUAUGCCCUGCGCCUCGCCACGGCCGAACUCGAUGGCUGGUGCACUGCGUUUAUCCGCCGCGUGCUGCACCUCGUCGACAACCUGCCGGACGAGGGCAAGAGCGGACGUAUUGGUGAAAAGAACGAGGAAAUGGUUUUGAACACGAUGAUUGCGACGUGCGAUGUAUUCUGCAGCUCGCUGAGUCCUAGCCUCUUUGCACGUACUCUCGAAAUUGUGCUGGAAUACUGCCAGACGACCAUCUCCGCGAGCGGCGUCAAGGUUGUCGGAUCGUUGAUCGGCUGCUUUGCGCGUGCAGACAGCGCGGCGGUCCUCAAGCGGGUCGUACCGAUGUGUUGCGAACGCAUUGCUCUUGAGCUCGCGCACGGCGCCUCGUCGACACGCACGACGUCUACGAGCCUGCCACUCGCGCAGGAUACGGCGCUUCACUGGCACAUUUCGAUGCUGAAUGGCGCGCUUAUGUUUGCGGGUGAGAAUUUGCUUGCGCACCGGGACGCGCUUCUCGAGACGUGUGCGCUCUUGUCGCGCUCAUGCUUUGCCGAGCGUGGCUAUAUGCUCAGCGCCAAACUCAUUCAGCGCCUCAUCUUUUCGCUGGUUAGCAUCUAUCCGAAGGAGCAGCGGUUCGUCAACCCCGACGAGUGGAACUCGCCCGAGUUCCAGCGCAACUCGCAUCGCGCAUGGGGCAAGCUGUAUACCUUCUCGCAGGUACACAUUGACUGGCACACGCCGAGCGAUGCAGAGAUCGCGAUGGCACUUGAUGUAUUGCGCACAGUCGUCCGCCCAGCACUUUCUGCACUCGAAAAGCUUCAAAGUGAAAGCGUGCGCGACAAGGCGUGGUACAAUGACUUUUGCCGGCACCUCCUCCUGGUGCGCUUCUCGUACGCGGCAUUUGCGGCGCUCGCGGAACCUGAAGCAGGUACGCCGACGGAUCUGCAGCCGUUCCCGUCGGACCUUGGCGAUGCGGCUGCGUCGUUCCUGCCGACACCGAUUCCGUUGGCUUCGGGGUACCCUCUGGACCGUACCGACGCGCGCCACACCGAUGUCGCCUCUUUCCAGGCAGCAUUUGGCGACGUUUUGCUGCACGCGGCGCAGGACAUGCACACGACUGGUGCAGAGGACCAAAUCGAUGCCGCCAAGCUUCUGGUGCGUUCGCUGCGCACGUUCCUCGUGCAGUCGGGCUACAACCCCGACGAGCUGCGCGGCCUCGCCAAGUCUGUCACGUUUUUCCGUACAAUUGGACGGACAUGGCCGAAGCAGCAGGCGUAUCCCCGCACCCUCUGGCUACGCCGUGCAUCGCUGUACCACCUGUCGCGCCUGCGCAUUCGGAAUGCAUUUGCUUUGCGUACUCCUCGCACCGAUGCCUUGACCAAGCAGCUGCUCGGUUUGUGCCUCUCAAACUAUGUCGCGAUCCGCAAGAUGGCGCAGUCAACCUUUGCCAGCGUUUGCAUCGCCUACGACGGCUCGCGUGCGCUGUGUUUGCCCAAGGUCCUCGAGACACUCCGGCCCGGCGUCGCUGAUGACCAGGUGAAGGGUGCACUUUAUGUGCUUGCGAACAAAGGCUAUGCACGCACUGUCGUGCGCAAUGCACGCUUCACGCGCUCGGUGCUCAUGGCGCUCUUGCACAUUGAUCAUGCGAAGCCGAGCAUCCAAAAGCUCGUGCGUGGCGUGCUCAACGACGAGGUCGGCCGUCUAAACGAGCCGGCACUGCGUACAGCCCAAUUCCCUACGCCGCCUCUUGCCGAGGCGGCUGCGGCUGUGGCGCCGUUUGCGACGGACCGCACCCCUUCUGCCGUCCUCGAAGCGGCACGGAACGCGCGUGCCGAGCGCGUGGCCCAUACGGAGAAGGAGCACACGGCGUUUGUCGACGACGUACUGCAGUUUGCUCAAGCACCAACAACGCAUUGGGCCUUUGCCAUCUUUGCGUUGCGUGCGCUACGCCAGCUCCUACGCCACGAUGUGUCGCUGCGUGCGGACCUCGCAGCAUACUUUGCCACUGAGAGCGUGUCGGCGAACCCCAUCAUGCGCAAGCACGCACAGCAAGCGCUUGCGCGGCUUUUGUACCUCGUCAAGCUGCGCUCGCUUGCGGAUGGUGAACACCUCUUUACUGAGCAGACGCAGCACCCUCUCAAGCAGCGCGAGCCUCUGAACACCGCGCCCGAGGCGGUACAAGCGCGGCUCGCUGCGUUUGCCGAGCCGCUUACACCAUCCUCGCAGCUGCGCGACAAGGCCUUCCAAGGGUGGCUCGCGCGCGGUACGGAGGACGAGUACUACCUUGCGCCACCAGAAGACCGCGCGCCGGUCGCCUGGGAGGAAGGCUCGGUAGCGGCGCUGGCUGCAGUCCAGUCGUCGCUCACGCAAGCGUGGUGGGAUACGUUUGUCGGGCACCUUGCGCAGGAGAUGGACCGCGACUAUCUUUCGGCAGAGACGACGACGUUUAUCAAAUCGCUCUUCCAGAUGCUGGGCGUGUCGCUCCUCGAUCCUGUACGGCCUGCCGUCGCCGGGCUGGUUGCCGAGCGCGACCGCCACAAGCACCGUGCAGCGGCUGAGCUGGUGAGCAGUGCGUUCCGUGGCGCCAAGCACUGGCCGCUGCGUGACCAGGACCGUCUGCGUACGUGGUGCGACGAGUGGAUGCCUCGUGUCCUCGUCGAGUGCACGCCGGACAGCCAGCCGUCGUGGCAGAUGUGUGUCGAGUAUAUUUUCAAGAAUCGCGACCCGCGCCGUGCACGGAGUUUACUGCAGUUUAUCACGCAGCAUGCCGAGUCGAGUCUCGCGAGCGAGUCGCGCAGCCCACUUGAGCAGGCGCAUGCACAGCAGCUGCUCGCGAGUGCGCUGCGCUCGUUGCAGCACAAGUUUACGGCAUGGGGCGCUGCCGAUGUGCGUGCGCGCUUCUUUGCGCAGUUCGGACACGAUUACCAAGAAGUACGCAAGGCGAUUGGCGAGGGCCUCGUCGAGCUCGAGUAUGCACAGGCCCAGCCCUCGUUUGCGAGCGUCGAUGCGUUCCUCGAGGCGAGCGCGAGCGAGUACGGCUCACUCCUCAGCCAUCUGGACGGCCUCGGGGCGCGGUGUGAGCAGCUCUCGCAGAACCUGCAAGCGUGGCGCACAGAGCGUGUUCCCAGUGCUCAAGGCACUUCGCUGUACGACCGUGCGGCCAUGACGGGUGCGUUUUGGAUCUCGAUGAGUCUGGACGAUCACCGCCUCGGACCGAUGGCCAGCGAGGUGAUCCCAUUGCUCCCCGACCUCUUUGCCAUGUACCAGCUGCGCGAUAAUCCCGAACUGUCGGCGAUUGCCAAGGCGGUGCUGAUCAAGGUCGUCUCGCAUCCUUUUUCCGCGGCACAGGCGCGCCCGCUCGUGCUGCAGCUCCUGUCGAUCGUCGAGAAUGCGACCGAUUCGUGGCACGCGCGUCUCGACGCCCUGCCGCUCUUGCAAAUUGUCUAUUUCCAAAACCUCUUUUAUCUCGAAAACGACACGGUGGAAAAAGUGAUCCAGCUCCUGCUUGACCUGCUUGCCGACAAGCACCUCGAAGUGCGCGAGAUGGCGGCUACGACGCUGUCCGGCAUUGUACGGUGCUCGCAGCGCUCGCUCGUGCAUACGCUCCGUGUGCGUUUCGAAGGCGUGGUGCAGGCGACGCCGGUGCCAAAGCGCGGUACGCCGUCGUUCGAGACACACCUAGUCACGCUGCAUGCGGCGCUUCUUGGCGCCACUGCCCUGGUCGCCGCGUUCCCGUACGACGUGCCGGACUGGAUGCCGGAGCUGAUUCUCGAGACGAUUGCGCCGCAUACCGACGACCCCGUGCCGAUCUCGACGACGGUGCGCCACUGCGCCGCCGAUUUCCGGCGCACGCAUCAGGAUACCUGGGCGGAAGACCAGUUCAAGUUUGGAGACCGCAUCCAAGAAGUCAACGACUUUACGCUGGGCCGUAGUGACUAUUUCGUGUAG
Messenger RNA from Malassezia japonica, 5754 nucleotides. It is a transcript of the gene BLM3, whose product is annotated as Proteasome activator BLM10. The transcript is spliced from 3 exons. Gene Ontology annotation, biological process: proteasomal ubiquitin-independent protein catabolic process. The record is from RefSeq and is a predicted model, not a curated record. The coding region runs from base 1 to 5754 and encodes 1917 amino acids. Gene Ontology annotation, cellular component: nucleus; cytosol. NCBI's taxonomy places the organism in Eukaryota, Fungi, Basidiomycota, Malasseziomycetes, Malasseziales, Malasseziaceae. Gene Ontology annotation, molecular function: proteasome binding; peptidase activator activity.